UUGAGAACAGUUUGUUCAGUAAAUAAGUUACCACGUUUCCUCUGGUUUUAUAUCUUACAAUACAAUAUUUAGCUGCAUUAAUUGGUUAAACACAAGUGGUGAAAAAUGUCCGGCCUAGAGCUGAUCGUUGGAACGUACGAAGAGUACACAGUGGGCUACAAAGUGGAACCCUUCAAGACGGAUCCUUCUCGUCAAUAUUUGAAGGAAAUUUUCUCGACACACAGCCACACCGCUUCCGUGCGGGCAGUGGCUAGUCAUGGAAAAAUACUAGCAUCCGGAGGGGCAGAUGAUCGGAUUUGUUUGUUCGAUUUGGAGAAUGGAACUCUGCGGGAUGAGCUGCUGCAUCACAAUGGAACGAUUAACUGUUUAACAUUUUCGCCGGACGGACGGUUUCUGUUUAGCGGCAGUCACGAUGGAGUCAUUUCUGCCAUUAACAUUCGAAAGUUAACGGUAGAAAAAACGUGGAAAAAUGCACACAAAAGUGCUGUGCUGUGUAUUAGCAUUCAUCCUCAGGGGACGAUUGCCCUGUCGCUCGGAGCUGAUAUGCAGCUGCGAACGUGGGAUUUUGUGACUGGUAGGACGAUUUAUACGCGUGGUUUGCGUAAUGAUCCAAAGUUUGGGGGCUACUUGUCGUGGGUCGAGUGGAGCCCGGAUGGGCUCCAUUUCGCGCUUGUCGGAAACCGCGUGGUGGAUGUCAUUUCGACUGAGUCUACCAAAUCGGCACGGACGGUAAGCUGCACCAGCAAGCCGAUUUCAUUCUGCUGGAUUUCCGACACGGAAAUUGCAGUUGGAUUGGACGAUGGACACUUGCUGAUGUGCGGCAUUGCCGCUGGGGACCAGUCGGAGGAACCGGAGAAGAUCAAAGUGUACGAGUCGCGGCUGAAGGCGAUUGCCGUUGUGGGGGAUCACAUGGCUACGGCAUCCAGUGCGGGUGACAUUAGCCUGUGGAAGAUCGAUGGGCGUGAUUUUCGCGAGGUUUGUACGUCGAACAUCGGCUGUCGGCCGACCUGUUUGGUGCUGGUGGAAGCCGAUCGGCUUGGGCUUCAUCGGUAUCUGAAGCAGCUCGAGGAGGAAGAUAACAAGGAGGAGGUGAAGAAACAAAUUAAGGGCAUCCGAGCGGUUGGAAGGGUGACGGUCGAACGUGAAGAUUCGCUGCAACAGGAGGAGGAGGAUGCUGGGGAACCAACUCAAAAGGAAAAGAAGAAGCGCAACAAGAAACGACCGUCUGACGGAGCCAUCGAUGCAGGUAGUCCGAUGGAGAGGAAAAAGCAGAAACCUAAUAGAGCGAUGGUUGACUCGCCUUUGGCGACAAUAGAUGAUGUCUUUGGACGAGGCAGUGCCAAGAAGAAAACCAAAAAAUCCGCUAAUCGAAGUUCGAUUGGAGUAUGGGAGGAGGAAGAUUUACCGGCGACGGAAUAAGGCUACGCGCUGUGGCAAAAUUGCAGGAUAUUCACAGAAGAUAAAUUGUCCAUUUUUUGUUGUAAAGACGUUGACACUGCUUUAAUA
This is a messenger RNA of Sabethes cyaneus, 1506 nucleotides long. RefSeq names its product p21-activated protein kinase-interacting protein 1-like. The coding region runs from base 106 to 1419 and encodes 437 amino acids. The transcript is spliced from 2 exons. Lineage: Eukaryota; Metazoa; Arthropoda; Insecta; Diptera; Culicidae. Gene Ontology annotation, molecular function: protein binding. The record is from RefSeq and is a predicted model, not a curated record.